GGUCACAUUGUAUUUUUUUUCCUCUAAGAAUUCAGAGACUAACAAAGCCCACAUCUUCCUUUCUUUCAGAUCCAACGCUACUUUGGUCUGCCUGGAUUCUUCUGGGGACCUUUGGUAACAGCUGAACAGGAGGCUGGUAAUGGACCCAAGGCGGAUCCGAAGACAGCAGCCAUCUCCAGCCAACCUCCAUGAUUCGGAGAUCAGCGAGGGGGUUUAUCGAGCCGAGUCGGAGGAGAAGCCCAGUUCGGUCUUUCAGAGGCCAGCGAUCAUCCUGUCUACCUUCAUUCUGAUUCUCCUGCCGUUCAUUCUCGUCCUCUCCAAUCGAAGCCCGUCAUUGGAAACGCUCUGUAAAGCUGGAAGAGUCGUAGAAACGGCAGGCUAUGAAGCAAAGGCGAAGCAAGGUUCAGAAAAUGGUUCCCUUGCCUCCUCUAACAUCACCGAGGGCAAUUUUCUCCAGAAAAAUAUCACUAAAGAUAUUCUUCUUGGAGGCCUACUGGUUCCUGGGUUUGAUCAAGGAUCCUGUCUUAGCAGGUACCAGUCUGUAUUGUAUCGCAAAGAAUCUCCCCACCUACCUUCUCCUCAUCUAUUAGAAAGAUUGAGAAAACAAGAAGCUCUCCAGAAAAAAUGUGGCCCAGGCACCCAAUUGUACAAAAAAGCCAUCGAACAGCUGAAGUCUGGUAAUAGCACUCAGACCUUGGAGUGCAAUUACCUGGUAGUGCUGUCAUACAGUGGCUUAGGGAACAAGAUGUUGACUCUUGCUUCGGCAUUUAUAUAUGCCAUUCUCACAAACAGGGUCCUACUUAUAGACAGAGGCGCCCACAUUGCUGACCUCUUUUGCGAACCAUUUCCUAAUACGACAUGGCUUCUACCUUGGGAUUUCCCUAUUGACCAUUUUAGCAGCAUAUACAAAGACGAUCCACGGAGUUACGGAAAAAUGCUGAAAGAUAAGGUUAUCGGCAAUGAAGUAAAUGGUGCCACAAACGGGUCGCUGCCACCCUAUGUCUAUCUCCAUCUGAGCCAUGAUUAUGGUGACUUCGAUAAGCUGUUCUACUGCGAGGAUGAUCAACGACUCCUUCAAAAGAUACCAUGGCUGCUGCUGAGAUCGAACCAAUACUUCGUUCCAUCCCUCUUUCUGAUCCCAGCAUAUGAAGAAGAACUUAAUCGGCUGUUCCCCGAGAAAGAGACGGCUUUCCAUCACCUGGGGCGUUAUCUGUUCCACCCUACCAACUCGGUGUGGGGUAUGAUUGUCAGGUCUUAUCAGGCAUAUCUAGCCAAGGCUGAUGAAAUAGUGGGCAUUCAGGUCAGAGUCUUUGAACGGGGGAAAACUCCAUUUCAGCAUGUGUUGGAUCAGAUCCUAGCAUGCUCUCUAGAGGAAAAGGUGCUACCAAAUGUAAGUCUCCAUGAGCCUGUGGUUUCAGGUACUGAUUCCAAGUCAAAGGUUGUGCUUGUAACUUCUUUGGACUCUGCAUACUUUGAGAAGAUAAGGAGCAUGUAUUGGGAGCACUCAACUGCAACUGGUGAGGUCAUUGGUGUCUAUCAGCCAAGCCAUGAAGGAUUCGAGCAGACGGGGAAGGAGAUGCAUGAGAUGAAAGCAUGGGCAGAGAUUUAUCUCUUGAGCUUGACUGAUAUGUUGGUCUCGAGCUCGUGGUCUACUUUCGGGUAUGUGGCUCGAGGUCUUGGUGGUUUAAAGCCAUGGAUCGUCUCGUUUAAGACGGCAGACCAGAUGACCAACCCUCCCUGUCGUCGAGCCAUGUCCAUGGAUCCUUGUUUCCAUUUUCCUCCAUUUCUCGAUUGCAAGGCAAAAUCGUAUGUCGACCAAGGGGCUUUAGUCCCGUAUUUGAAGCACUGUGAAGACUCGGGGGGCCUCAAGCUGGUUGAUCCGGUCGAGCAGUAGCUGGGACAUAUCGAUCUCUUGCAUUCCGAGGGGACAGUUCAUCCCCGUAGACUAAGAUUGUGCACUAAAUUAUUGUCAGAGCACGCCAUGCUGAUCUGCCAUUGGUGAUUUUAGACUAUGAUCAAAUUUGUAUGGCAAGUUGAAUGAUAUCUUUGCAUUUUUCAUUUACAAAAAGUUGUAAAAAAGUUCAUUGACGAGAUCAUGCCCCCUCCCCUUUUCGAUAAAAAGAUGCAAAGAUCAAUCUUUACUGAAUAAUAAAAGAAUUUUUAUGUAAGCUUGUAGUUAA
Messenger RNA from Phoenix dactylifera (date palm), 2180 nucleotides. Lineage: Eukaryota; Viridiplantae; Streptophyta; Magnoliopsida; Arecales; Arecaceae. The record is from RefSeq and is a predicted model, not a curated record.